GGAGCAGGAAAGUGCAGAAGAAGAAGCAGCAGGAAGAGUCUCUGUCGGUCACUCGGAUCAAACCGGAUCAAACAUGCUGCUGCGGCUCGGAGCGUCCGGACCGGGUCUGGUUCUGGUUCCGAGGCUGCUGCUCCGGUCCAGGGGUCCGGGUCCGGGUCCGGGUCCGGGUCUGGUUCUGGGACCGGGACCGGUUCUGUCCCCUGCAGGACCGCCGACCCGCGGGGCCGCGCAUGCGCUGCACUCGCUGGCGUGGUGCACAGGCGCGCACGCGCACAGGAGAGCCGUGCUCAGCUGGAGACAGGUCCCGUCUGUCCGUCCGUCUGUCCGUCCAACUCCUCGUCUUCUGUCCUCAACGUCCAACGGAGACGACGGGAACCUGAUCUACACCGGGAACCUGGCAGGCAGCGUCCGAGGGGUGAAGCUGUUCUCCUACUCCACCAGCGCCGCCAGCCUGGCCCUGCUGCCCCAGAUCCUGCUGCAGACGGGUCUGGGGGUCCAGAGUCCGGCCCUGCAGGCCACCUUCAUCACCGUCGUGGGCUUCUUCACCUUCCUGACGCCGGUGCUGCUGCACCUGGUGACGCGCGGCUACGUGCUGCGUCUGUACCACCACCCGGCCCGCGACACCUACACCGCCGUCACCUGCAGCGUGCUGCUGACGGAGCGCCGCCGCGUCUUCCACCAAGACCGGGUCCGGGUCCCGGCCGUCAGCCGCAUGUUCACCAGCUUCUACGCCGGCGGGGCGGGCUACCUGGUGAACCCGGACCUGUUCCAGCUCCCCCAGGACUACAACCACCUGAUGGGCUACGACAAGCCCUUCAGCUUCCCCCCCGAGGACCUGGAGCCCCCGGAGAGGAGCUGAGGGGCUCUGCUGGUCGCCACGGCAACCUGGAGCCCCCGGAGAGGAGCUGAGGGGCUCUGCUGGUCGCCACGGCAACCUGGAGCCCCCGGAGAGGAGCUGAGGGGCUCUGCUGGUCGCCACGGCAACCUGGGGCUCUGCUGGUCGCCAUGGCAACCUGGGGCUCUGCUGGUCGCCACGGCAACCUGGAGGUGGUCGCCACGGCAACCCGGACCUGUUCCAGCUCCCCCAGGACUACAACCACCUGAUGGGCUGCGACAAGCCCUUCAGCUUCCCCCCCGAGGACCUGGAGCCCCCGGAGAGGAGCUGAGGGGGCUCUGCUGGUCGCCACGGCAACCUGGGGGUGGUCGCCACGGCCACCUGGGGCCGCCGGAGCUGAGGGGUUCUGCUGGUCGCCAUGGCAACCUGAAGGUGGCGCUGCCGUGAGGUGGUCGCCACGGCAACCUGAAGGUGGCGCUGCCGCGGAGGCCGAGGCGGUCGCCAUGGCAACCUGGACUUCUUUCUGCACAGGCGGAUGUUUGUCAGCUGUUUUUGUGUUAAUAAAGACUUGAUAUCAACGUU
Molecule: messenger RNA, 1417 nt
Organism: Cololabis saira (Pacific saury)
Lineage: Eukaryota; Metazoa; Chordata; Actinopteri; Beloniformes; Belonidae
Gene: tmem70
Product: transmembrane protein 70
Exons: 3
Coding region: 74-859 (261 amino acids)
Biological process (GO): mitochondrial proton-transporting ATP synthase complex assembly
Cellular component (GO): mitochondrial membrane
Source: RefSeq, a predicted model, not a curated record